AUCGCCUUUCGUUCAGCAGAGCAAACCCAGGUCGUCGUCGUCGUCCUUCUCCGUUGCUCGCAAGUUGCGAUUUUUGCAUCCGGAAACACUCGCAACUUACACAAGCUUCUGCGUACCGGACAGCUACUACAGAUCCAGCCCUCGCUUUUCUGUUGUUCUCCUUUGGAAAGUGGGGAAGCAAUGGACGAGGAGGACAUAGAUAAGCUCGUGACGGCGUAUCUGAAGAAGAGGGGUUUCAAGCAAGCCGAGCUCGUUUUCCAAGAAGAGCUCCAGCAGCAGCAGCAGCAGCAGCAGCCGCCGAGCAAGGCCGGCGACCGCAACAGAAAUUCGCUCGCUGACCCUGAGAUUGCCAAGCUCGUCCACUCCUUCACCGAUAGGUCUGAAAGCUGUCCGGUGCGAUACCAUGAUGGAUAUGGCAAACUAAGGACGUGGGCGGACAGCUCCCUUGAUUUGUACAAGCAUGAGUUGCUGCGUGUUCUUUAUCCAGUAUUUAUUCAUUGUUUUAUGGAUUUGAUUGCACAAGGACAUCUUCAAGAAGCACGAACCUUUUUCAAUAGCUUCCGCGAGGACCAUGUGAUGAUGCACUCUGCAGACCUUCUGAAGUUGGAAGGAGUCCUUUCCCCAUCUCAUUUGGAGGAGAUGGAAUUUGCCCAUUAUCUUAGGCACACAAAAGCUAACAUCAAGAUUUGUAAGUAUUCCUAUGAGCUUCUACUUCAAUAUCUUCACAAGACGCAAUCUAUGACGAUGCUUGGAAUAAUCAACGAGCGUAUAAACUUCCAAGUUACCCCUGGACAGCCCAUGUCUAUUUCUGAGGAUGUUGGAGUAGAGACGAUGUUUACCAUCGAGGAUGCUGCUAAUCAAGCAAGUCACAAAGAGAUACAGUGGGGGUUGCUUGAAGAUUCUUUGGAGGAUCGCCUGGAGAAGGCUGGAAAUCCACAUUUAGAAUCUGAGAAGGCCAAUGGAGAAACCAAAGAGGGAGACUUGGAUGACAUUAAGAAAAGGUCAGGAGAAGGGGGAAAGCAAAGUACUUCAGUCAAAAAGUCAAAAAAGGACAAGGGUGCAGGUGCAGCUGGGAAAAAUAUGCGCCCAGAGCCUAAUGUUGUAUCUGUGGCGCCACGAGUCAAACCAGAGCUUGCUUUGCCAGUAAUGUCAACAGAGGUUGAGCAAUCCAUACUUGAAGACUUGAGAAACCGGGUGCAGUUGAGUAGUUCAGCGCUGCCAUCUGUCAGCUUUUAUACAUUUAUCAACACGCAUAAUUGCUUAAAUUGUUCAUCAAUAUCCCAAGAUGGGUCCUUGGUCGCUGGUGGAUUUUCAGACUCAUCGUUGAAGGUUUGGGACAUGGCAAAGCUAGGGCAGCAAUCUGGUACUUCUAUGUUGCAGGGUGAAAAUGAUACCACUAAUGAACAGGUAGUGGGGCCAAAUGGUGGGAGGAGAUCUUACACCCUGUUCCAGGGUCAUUCAGGCCCUAUACAUUCUGCCACUUUUAGUCCUUUGGAUGAUUUUAUUCUCACCUCGUCAGCUGACUCCACGAUUCGGUUAUGGAGCACAAAACUGAAUGCUAAUAUUGUGUGUUACAAGGGCCACAACUACCCUGUAUGGGAUGUUCAGUUUAGUCCAGCAGGGCAUUACUUUGCCAGCUCUUCACAUGACAGAACAGCGAGGCUAUGGUCUAUGGACAGAAUUCAGCCCUUGAGGAUAAUGGCAGGACACUUGUCUGAUGUUGAUUGUGUUCAAUGGCAUCCCAACUGCAACUACAUCGCCACUGGUUCUUCUGAUAAAACGGUUCGAUUGUGGGAUGUAGCCAGCGGAGAAUGCGUACGCAUUUUUAUCGGCCAUCGGAGUAUGAUUUUGUCUUUGGCUAUGUCACCAGAAGGUCGUUACAUGGCUUCUGGAGAUGAAGAUGGCACAAUCAUGAUGUGGGACGUUUCGAGUGGGCGAUGCAUUACGCCUUUAAUGGGUCACACAUCUUGUGUCUGGACCCUUGCCUACAGCUGUGAAGGUACUCUUCUUGCAUCUGGUUCUGCUGAUUGCACGGUAAAACUAUGGGAUGUUACUACAAGCACAAAAGUUCCCAGAACUGAAGAAAAAAGUGGAAACACAAGCAGACUAAGAUCACUGAAAACUUUGCCGACCAAGUCUACUCCUGUGUACGCAUUGCAGUUCUCUCGUAGGAAUUUACUGUUCGCCGCCGGGGCUCUGUCAAAGGCGUGAGUUGCGGUCCAGCUGAAAGCCUCAUCAGAUCUUUAUCAGCACUCUUUGCCUAACUUCCCCAAGGCUUGCUAUUAACUUUGUCCUUACCCCAUGAGCUUCGAACAAUCAAUUGACGUCCACUUGCAUAGUUUGCAAGUUGGAGGACUUUUUGGCCAUAAUCCAAGGACUUCAAUGCUGUCCUUCUGUGGACCAUCAACUGUAUGUUUGAUGUGUGUAGUAUGCAAAGAAAAAUUAGUUGUAGAUAGACAAAUUGUAACAUGAAGAAUGCAAAUUUCUG
Messenger RNA from Rhodamnia argentea, 2488 nucleotides. Its product is annotated as transcription initiation factor TFIID subunit 5. Lineage: Eukaryota; Viridiplantae; Streptophyta; Magnoliopsida; Myrtales; Myrtaceae. Gene Ontology annotation, molecular function: RNA polymerase II general transcription initiation factor activity; protein binding. Bases 181 to 2211 code for a protein of 676 amino acids. The record is from RefSeq and is a predicted model, not a curated record. The transcript has 19 exons. Gene Ontology annotation, cellular component: transcription factor TFIID complex. Gene Ontology annotation, biological process: transcription initiation at RNA polymerase II promoter.